AUGACUAGGAGUGCCACCGUGGGUCAAAGCGAGGAGUGCCACCGUGGGUCAGGGCGGGGAGUGCCACCGUGGGUCAGGGCGGGGAGUGCCACCGUGGGUCAGGACGAGGAGUGCCACCGUGGGUCAGGACGAGGAGUGCCACCGUGGGUCAGGGUGAGGAGUGCCACCGUGGGUCAGGGUGAGGAGUGCCACCGUGGGUCAGGGGUGAAGAGUGCCACCGUGGGUCAGGGCGAGGAGUGCCACCGUGGGUCAGGGCGAGGAGUGCCACCGUGGGUCAGGGCGAGGAGUGCCACCGUGGGUCAGGGCGAGGAGUGCCACCGUGGGUCAGGGCGAGGAGUGCCACCGUGGGUCAGAGUGAGGAGUGCCACCGUGGGUCAGAGUGAGGAGUGCCACCGUGGGUCAGGACGAGGAGUGCCACCGUGGGUCAGGACGAGGAGUGCCACCGUGGGUCAGGGGGAGGAGUGCCACCGUGGGUCAGGGCGGGGAGUGCCACCGUGGGUCAGGGCGAGGAGUGCCACCGUGGGUCAGGGCGAGGAGUGCCACCGUGGGUCAGGGCGAGGAGUGCCACCGUGGGUCAGGGCGAGGAGUGCCACCGUGGGUCAGGGCGAGGAGUGCCACCGUGGGUCAGGGCGAGGAGUGCCACCGUGGGUCAGAGUGAGGAGUGCCACCGUGGGUCAGGACGAGGAGUGCCACCGUGGGUCAGGACGAGGAGUGCCACCGUGGGUCAGGGGGAGGAGUGCCACCGUGGGUCAGGGCGGGGAGUGCCACCGUGGGUCAGGACGAGGAGUGCCACCGUGGGUCAGGGCGGGGAGUGCCACCGUGGGUCAGGACGAGGAGUGCCACCGUGGGUCAGGACGAGGAGUGCCACCGUGGGUCAGGGCGGGGAGUGCCACCGUGGGUCAGAGCGAGGAGUGCCACCGUGGGUCAGGGCGGGGAGUGCCACCGUGGGUCAGAGUGAAGAGUGCCACCGUGGGUCAGGGCGGGGAGUGCCACCGUGGGUCAGGACGAGGAGUGCCACCGUGGGUCAGGGUGAAGAGUGCCACCGUGGGUCAGGGCGGGGAGUGCCACCGUGGGUCAGGGUGA
Messenger RNA from Procambarus clarkii (red swamp crayfish), 1083 nucleotides. NCBI's taxonomy places the organism in Eukaryota, Metazoa, Arthropoda, Malacostraca, Decapoda, Cambaridae. The record is from RefSeq and is a predicted model, not a curated record.